Molecule: messenger RNA, 2511 nt
Organism: Theobroma cacao (cacao)
Lineage: Eukaryota; Viridiplantae; Streptophyta; Magnoliopsida; Malvales; Malvaceae
Product: RING/FYVE/PHD zinc finger superfamily protein
Source: RefSeq, a predicted model, not a curated record
AGUUUUGGUCUUUUGGCAACCGUAGCGCGGGCAACCUCUAAUAAAAAACAGACCCGAGGGCCAAAACCCUAGUCGUCGUUUGUGAAGGACAAAAGGCAAAGUUGGUCUUCCCCUCCCCUCCAACGCCUCCCGUUUCGAGGACACACUCUCACUCCCUUUGCCUUGGACCAAACAACAAACAAACACACCCUCCUCUUCGUUAACGAAAUGGUGGACCACCACAGCGCAGCCAGGCCACUCAAGAGAGCUCGCAGGACUACCAGAGUCACUGCCGACCUCUCCGAUUUCCUCUCUUUCCCUUCCCCCUCCACCACCGCCGCCUUUUCCGGAAAGCCUUUCCGUGAAGCCGUCCGGAGCUUCCUAUCCUCCCACGCCCGCCUCACCACGGCCUUCGCACCGCCAGUCCUUCCCUGCCUCAUGACGUGGCAGAUCCUGUUUAGAGUGGGUGAUUCUGUGACGGACGCCCACGAUCCCUCGCCGAUCGUCGCGGCGCUUUAUAUCGUGGAGGAGGACGUCACCAGAUCCUCAAGAUCUGUCUACUGCGACCAGUGCCGAGUCGUUGGAUGGAGCGGGCAUCCUGUUUGCCGAAAAAGAUACCAUUUUAUCAUAAGGUCUUGUGAUAAUGGGAUCAAUUCGUACGAGAACAAGUCUUGUCCGUCAAGAGUGGUUAGUGGGGAUCAUGAUGAUGAUGUCCAUGAUGUUGAGGAAUGGGAGUAUUCACAGUUUGAAGAUAACACGCAUUUGCUGCAUGGAGUUGUUCACUCCAAUGGUUACGGCCAUCUUCUCACUGUCAAUGGCAGAGAAGGAGGCUCCAACCUUCUCUCUGGUUUUCACAUCAUGAACUUCUGGGAUUCCCUCUGCACACUUCUCUCUGUCAGGAAGGUAACCGUGAUGGAUGUAUCAAAGAAAUAUGGUAUGGAAUACAGGCUGCUUCAUGCAAUUACCAGAGGCCAUUCCUGGUAUGGUAACUGGGGUUAUGAGUUUGGAUCUGGAAGCUACGCCCUCACACAAGAUGCUUACAAGAGAGCAGUGGAUAACCUCUCGACCAUGCCGUUGUCCCCCCUUCUGUUCCAAGGGCGUAAGACCCGAACUCGCCUGCAGAACAUCAUUUUUUUUUAUCAGUCCUUGUCAUGUUCAGAACUUUCAACACUCAAGGAUCUGUUUUCAUUCCUCCUAAGACUCAUCACUGAAAGCCACAGGACCUCAAUGCCUAAAACAUCCAAAAUGUCAGACUCUUCCACAAAUGUAUUGUGUGCAUGGACAAGAAAUGAUGUAGAAUCACUGCAGCAAGCUAUGAUUAAAGUGCUAAUGGCCACAGCUCCAGGUUCCAACUGGGUAACCAGGCGUGGUCUAAAGGGCGUCAUGAGUAAGGCAGCCUCCCCUGAACUUCUUGAUUACUGCCUUAAGCACUUGAGAGGGAAUUUGGCAACCAAUGGCAAGGUGGUUGAGGCUCGUUGCAAUCCAAACUCCAGUGAUAUUGAGUUCAGGCUUCAGCCCCUUAGUUCCGUGCCAAAUGAAUCUAGCUUGUACUCAAAUUGCCCAUCAGAAGAGCACAUCAAGGGUGAUCUGAAAUUUUUGUUUGACUCCUUGCUCCACCCUGAAACCAUGUUGACUUACAGACCUCAAGCAACAAGGGAAUGUGUGAUUGACUCGGCUACUAAGCUUCUUGAUUGCAAGCAAUUUGUGAAAGACUACAAACCAUAUGCUUACAAUCCCUUUGCCAUUUGUGUUUGGUGUCAUUUAGAGCUUUCUGAUCAACCUAAAGAUGAUCCAGUUCCUCCCCCUGAACUGAUUGUUUUACCCCUUAAUGCUACCAUCGGUGAUCUUAAAUCUGAAGCUACAAAUGCUUUUGAAGAUGUAUAUGCCAUGUUUAAGAGGUUUCAAGUUGAGCAUCUACUAGAUUACGGUUCUGUAGAGGACAACAUAACUCUGAAAUUAUUGGUUGGCACAACUGGAUCAAUUCAAGUUAAAGGAAGAUGUCCAUCAAAGCAUGGACUUAACCGAUAUCGACUGGAGAGGGGAACAGAUAACUGGACAGUUGACUGCACUUGUGGGGCAAAGGAUGAUGACGGUGAGAGAAUGUUGGCCUGUGAUAUAUGUGGUGUUUGGCAGCACACAAGGUGUGCAGGAAUUGACAAUGCUGAUGCAAUACCUGCAAAGUUCAUAUGCAUGAGAUGUGCUAACUCGCUUCACAAGAAAUCUACAAGCAUUCCAAAUUCUGGAAUGGAAGCUAGAAAGUUUUCUCAACUUGACACUUGUAGGGGAGCAAUCGGAAGUAAUGGUCCUGGAUUUACUACUGCCUUGACAGUAGGGUGAAUGUAUAUUUGUGUGUAAACAUGUAAAUAGUUUCUGUUUAGCUUAAAGGGCGAUUAUCAGUACAGGGCUUUUUCUCCCCCACGGUUUUGGAGCCAUAAGCUGCUUGUUCAACAUAUUUUAUCCAAGGAAUUUGUAUAGAAUAUUACUUUAAAGAAAUUUAACCUUUAUUUAAACAAAGUGGUUCAUUUGUAAAGA